CCCACCUCGCACCGUCUUCUGCAAUCCCCUUCAUCGACCUUUUCUUCUUCUCAUCGCCUUCCACUGUAAAACGGUCUUUGGCAGCCAAGCACAGCCACAUGGACAGCCCAGAAACGCCAAGCCUUUACUCGCUCGCCUCAGUGCCACCAGCUUCCUCGAGAUCUUAUACAUACGAACCAUCCGCACCACCUUCAGCACCGCCUUCAGCACCAUCCUCCGCGCCACCUGAGACUUUUGUAUCGCAUUCUGCGUCACCGUCAUCCUCUGCGCUCUAUCCAAAUAUCGCCUAUUCUCCCUCAGCACCCCCAAGACCGGCAUUCACUCCCCUAUCGGUUCAGGAGCCAUGGUAUGCUCCGUCUCAUAACCCCAUUGCGGCAGAUCUUCAAACUGAGCGACUCUAUCCCUUAGAGCCCUCAGGACCACCACGUUUUGGCUCGCCUCCGUAUCAGGCCCAGCAUCAGUCAUACCCUCAUGAGGCAUUGCAGCCGUACCGAGUCCUUGAGCGGGUACAGGGUCAUCAGCUCCAUCAACCUCGACUUGAUCUUGAUCUCAAUCUUAACGGUCUUCGUGUCGAGGCAGAGCAAUCUUCAAGCCGUCUUCGGGAGCUUUACACUAAUAAUUACCUGAAGACCUUCUCUCGAAGACUUGCAGAGUAUGCGAGCAUCCGUGCCAAGGACGGAGAGACUGAUGCGUUCUCUGAACGCAUGAAAUCCUAUGAGGCUGCACACGAAGCCGCUCAGCAAACCAGGCUGGCGAUUUUCACACUACAGCAAAAGGCCAAGGGUUACGCGAGCAAACUAUGGACCGUGCAGACAAAGUCCGGGGUGGCAAAGGCCAAUUGCGGCGAUGGGGCGACCAUUUCUCACAACUACAGCUACCGAUAUGGACAUUACGAACCAGAUGUUGCAGUCAAACUCAAGAAAAUGCUGAGUCGACAUGUCAAGCAGAGAACAAAGAUCUUGACUCAGAUGCAGUUCGAAGAGACAACCUGCCGUCUCUGGAUUCAAGACCAUAUCGCAACAUUUUUGAGUAAUAUUUCGUGGAAAGAAGAUAAUAGCAUUGCGGCAAAGCAGAAUGUUGGCAGGACACCGCGGGCAGAGAGUCAUUCGAACGAGCAGAACCUGGAGCGCGUCAAGAGCUAUCUCGACAUUCUCUUCCAAUUUGAACGGGCUGUUCGGCGACAACCAGAUUUCGAAGCCGAGCUUGACGGGUUGAACACUGACAUAAAUGGCCCUAAUUCGCCACUGGACAACGUUGGCAGUGACUCUGGAGGAACAAGAGUGAAUUUACUUGUACGAUCUAUUCAGGACUGGAUAUCUCUUCUGGCGGCGGUUAUAUUGCAGUACGGCAGUUUCUUGGAUUACGAAUACCUUACCAUACAAGUGCUGCGUACGCGCCAAGUGUCAAGCUGGGCGACUAGCUUUAUUCAAUGCAGUGUGCCGGCAGUUUGGACGAGCAUGUUCCAGGAUUACUACAUCACAGCGCUGGAGCUCGUACUGCGCAGCACCUCAAUAAACAAACAAUCCUCAGCGAGGUCGACGGAUUUCCUCUUGGACACGGCACUCGUGCUUAGCCCGGAGCUGGAGGAGGAGGAUUAUCUAGGCAUUCUGGAUCAAUUAGGCAUCACGCUGUUCCUCAACCGGUUAUUGGUAGAGCACAAGGACAUGCAUAACAAUGAUGGUUCGAUUUUUCAAAAGGAGCUUUCUGAGCGCGCUGCGAUACGGCUCCUUACUACGACUCGACGCUUGUUUGAUAUUGUCCUGCAUGGCUUGCAGCGUCUGACAAAGUUCGCUGUUGUUUCGAAGCGGAUCUCCCAGCUCCUGUGCCAGCUAUCGCAAAUCCUAGGCGAUCACCUAUUGGUUCUUGGACCGAUGCAGCCCGCCACCAAGGCAAACAUGCAAAUAUCUUUGGACAGGAACUUAACAAUGACACCCCAGAUCGGAGUUGAUCAUAUAUUAGUGGACGUUACGAGAGCGCUGCUUGCAUUGCCUGGUCAUGGUUUUUGGACAUUUAUACCCUCGCUCCCUUUCAAGUUCAUGUCCAGUCCGACUGUUUUGCUGGUGCUGGAAGAGAUUGCCCUGGACAAUGUUCAGCAGUGGGUUGGGGACCCUACAACAUUGGUUUCAGUUACGCAAAAGGCGAACAAGCUGCGACAUACACUCGGUGGCAAUCCAGGAGAGGCAGUAUUCAUGCUGACAGCCCUGGCCAACAUGGCGACAUCCAGAUUUCAGCACGAAGCCAGCUCUCAUUAUCUGGAUCAUACGUCCUUGGAGCACAAGAUUGCUGUAAUUGUGUCUUUUCUUCUGCUUGACGUCGCUUACUUGGACCAUGAUAUCCGCAGGGAGCUCAUGAAGCCGGCUCGUGAGAUUCUGAGCUCUGUGUGCGAUUCCCGUCCCGCAAUCAUUUCCUCAAUCCUCUGCUUCGUGGAGGCGAAUUUUUCAGAGAUGAGAGAUACGGCCCAAUACCUAUUUCGCGGCUUGCUACUCGAUGAAUGGAAGUUAAGCGACGGCGAUUUUUUAGCACUCAAGCGGUUGUUCCUUACAUCUCCGCUGAGCAGCCAACAAUCCAUGUUCGCCCGCUAUGUUUUUUGCUCGCUACGCUGGACCUCAGUAGAGGACGACACUACGUCCGACGAGGAUGAUCGAGCGAGAAUAUCGCCUGUAUUCAGAAAGGAUCUGGCUCUUGCAAUGGCGGAUAUAUGCAUUCAGAACCUGAGCAGUUUCCACAAUAGCGAGGCAGAGUUCACGGAAAGCAGCAAGGAUGUUAAAGAAGAUUUCACAAACAGCCUUUCGCGGACCAAAUCAUCCGACAACAAAUUUGUCUCGUCGUUUGCUUCGAGUCUCCCUCAUGCGAUCACAAACCUCGCGGCUCAUUCGGGAAUCCACCGUUCUGCAGAACAGAUCUCAAUGAAGACUUUCAUGGAAUGGUGCUGGGGCAUGCUUGGGAAACUGGAUUUGACAGAAGUGCCAGUUCUGUCUUUGGUGGAGGCUUCUCGACUGCACGUACAGGACUCAGGGUUGGCAAAAUACCCACUCUUCAGUCAAGGCCAGCUUACCUUAAUCAACACAAUCCACCUGCUGCUGACACCGGCCAGUCGAGAUGCAGAGCAAUUUCUUCAGGAGGGUUGGACGACUCUGAUUGCGAUUUUGCAGACAGGAGCGGGAUCUGUGUUUCUGGAGCUGGCAGGAAAGCUGAUUCCUUUGGUUAUUGCCUCAGGAACCGACAUGGACGCACAUGCCAGGCGGCUCGGUCAGGUAUUGCAUGAGCUGGCAACUUGGAAACAUGACCCAUUUCUUGCUGCGGCUGGAGCUCAUCUCGUUGAAUCACGGGGUUUGUUUCCGGCAAUGGUUCCCAAGGAGCUUGUGGGAGUAUGGUGCCUUCUUAACUUCCAUAUCGAGAACAGCCGAGCCCGAUCUGACGAUCCUUCAAAAGUCCUAAAAUUCUGGAUGUCCGCGGUAUUCUCUCAAAAAGAUUGGAUGGUCCACCAGGAGUAUGUUCAGUUUCUGGACGUUGUCUGUCUUCGGUGCUUCGAGCUGGGGCUGGAUGCGCUUAUUAAGGACGCGCUUAUGGAACAACAGAUCUUGCUCUCGAUCGACUUCCGGAGAGCGCCGGGCAUGUCUGCUGAGCUGAUGGGACUCGCUCAGCCAGGAUUGGAUCGUGUCAUGGACAUGCUGCCAGAGCGCCUGUUGAAGACGUUACCUGUUCCACAGGGAUCGAACGACCCUAGUCUGCUGAUGGGUACAUGGUCCGUUAGGUCGUUCGCGAUGAAUCUGCUUACCCAGCAGGCGAUGGUGGAGUCGACCUCGAUAUGGUUCGCAUACUAUGUCCUGUCGAUCGAGACCACCCUGGAGAAAGAUAUGAGGAUAAAAAUCGGAAACUAUUAUAAACAGCACCUGGGAGAGCUCAAGGCGCAUGGCAACAUUAAGUCGGUAAUGAAGACGCUAGGGAUCACUUCUCGGAAGACUUUACACAAUUUUUCGAUCUGGCGCUGGGCGCAGCACCUGCUUAUUCUUCCCUACGACACAUAUCUGCUGCCCCUGUUCUGGCAGAUGUUUUUCUAUCUUUAUUUUGGGCAUGUCGAGCAGCGGGAUCUCUUUUAUGGCUACAAGUUCCUGGAAACGAGCCCGGAUAUUGUGGAGCAGCUUCGGGACAAAUUGCAAAAUACGUACGCCUACUUUGGGCAGGAGGCACGGAAGGCGAUUCAGGAACUGGACACGAAUAAAGCAUCGUCCCUCACGGCGCUGCACGAGUUUUAUAUCGCCCUUCAUGGAUGGAUCAGCGAGCCGCUCCUACUGACUGCAGAAAUUGAUCUCAAGAGGAUUCGUAAGGAUCUGAUAGCGAGUCGUCUUAUGACUUGUCGACUGCCUGAUCCACUUGAGUGCAAUGCGGAUCUUUGGAAGGAUCUUCUCAUCGAAAGGAAGGCCCCUUCACAGCCAGUCUCGGGUUCAGGUACACCGCCGUCGUCAUCUCCUCAUCAACGACCGUCGUCGCAGAUUCUUAGUGGAUCGCCACGUCCAAGGACCGCGAGUUACGACCAAGCACGCGCCAUGCGGAAGCACAGCCAGGCGUGGCAGGAACAAAAGAUCAGCAACUGCCUUAUUCAGCAGUCGAAGCCAGGACCCGACUUUUAUAUACCACGGAUGCUCGUCCAGCCUGCCACUGUCGGUAGUACAUCGAGUCCGCAGGGCCUUUUCAAUCAAACAACCCAGGCCAUUCGGGAAUAUUGCAAGGCGUCUCAUACUUCCAUCAAGACUUAUGAGAGCCUGGACGCAUCAUACUUGUUGGAGCUCAGCGCGCUUUAUCACAACGAGAUCAAGACAACCAACCUGGAGAUUGCCUGCGACACAACCCCGAACACGCGCUGUCAACGUCCCGCGGUGAUCGAGCUCAAGUACGAGGAGAUCGUGCUUAACGAUAAAAUCAAGCGAUCCAUUGUCGAGAAUCGUGAACGAGCCCGAGCACUUCGACUGGGGAGCGUCGAGCACGGACUUUGCCUGGCUGCGUUAGAAAUCUUCAAGACGACCGAUGUCUUGUUGCAGCAUCUGAACUCACGUCCUGACGACAGUGGGCUCUAUGACCUGCUAGUUCAAUCAUUUUAUUACCUUUGCAGGAGCCUUUUAGACGACGCACGUACAUACCCGCCAGCGCAUAUGGUACUUGCUUCAGUCGUAGAUUCAUUGGGAAUGGAGCUCGUAGCAAAGGACCCAGCCCAGACAGAGCCGAUUCUGAAUUUGAUGGGGAUGGAUGAUUUCACCAUUGCGGUGCUCUACAAGACCUUCUAUCCAGCUGCCGUUUCAUCUGAUUUUGUGAAGCUCUAUCAGCGUAUAGCGACAUGCAAGGAAUAUGGGCUGGCAUCGAAGGAUCUACUCUUAAGACAGUUUGAUGUUCAAGCCUGGGUCUGUAAACAUUCUGCUCCCGGGAAAAAGGAUAAACACGACGGACCAUCUAUCAUGGAUCGACUAGCGUUUUAUGAGGCUGCAUUUACGGCAAUGGUAGCUCAACAGCGACUCCAGAAGCAGGACAACCAGAUUCAGGAGGCGACGGAGCUCAGUACACGCGACCGGCUGGCCAUCAUCAAAUCACAUCGUGAGCUAGCAGGAACGUUGUUUCUCAACUUUUUGCAGCGGGAUUAUAUCGACUAUCUGAGGAUUCUAUUCGACACCUGUGGCACCAUGUGUCUCGAGCCAGAGGUGCUGGAGGACUUUAUCCGGAUCAUGGGUGUUGAGCCGAGAUUGCUUCCUGCCCUCCUUGACGAGGCAGACGUUGUAGACGAUACCGGGUCAUUGAUUAAGGGAAGCAAGGCAUAUACGAAUAUCGGGCUGCAAGAUUACGACUUCAAUCGCUUGGUCCAAUUCUUGGCGGAUUACUUUAACGGGUGCCAGGAGACAAUGGCUAGGAGUAAUUUGCUGGAUCGGUACAGUGGAUAUGCCGUGUCGAUUGCUUCCCUAUUGACAGUCGUGCUCUGUGAUGAACGUUAUCUAACCAAGUGGAUGCAACCGUCUCUGGAGUGCAUUGGAUACUCGACUGUGCACUACGCUCAAGAGGAUCGACCCUAUUCUGGCGGGGUACAGCGGUCAGGAGUAGAGCAUCUGGACCCGAGGCAUUGCAGGAUGUGGCAUGAUACUGUGAUGGUCUUCCAGCCUUGGAUCGCAUGUCUGACGAAACAUUCCGUGGAUGAGAAACGGUUCCAGCGGCAGCAGAGCGGCGCCAGCCGCCUGCUCUUCACGUUUGUAGGUGUUGUAUCCAAGAUGAUGGGUGCUCUCCAGUCCCAUUACCACGAUACCAGCCCCAUGCUGGCGGAGGUUUUCGAUUACUGGCUGGACAUGAUGUAUGAAAGCUCCGAGGGCGAAGGUUGCAUCAACCAGAUCAUGUUGAUCCACCAGCAUUUCCAUCGACUGGAGUGGAAGGGCCUGGAGUUAUCCAAGGAGCGCGUGGAGAGGAUCAUCGAGGUGGCAGCUGAACUGGAUAUGGAGGUCAUGCUCGAGUUUUGGACUUAUCUGACCACGAUGGUCAUGGAAAAGGCGGACUCUGAUCUGCGGCCACAGGGACUGCAAGACGGGGCGCACAGGGGUACGAUCGAGUGGCAUCAAACUGAGGCGGCGUUUUUGAAGCUCGGUCUGAUGAUCUUGCAAGAUAUCGAUCUGAUUGCCGGUAACGACGCGGAAAUGAGACAGCAGUGUUUGGACCGGCUUUGUAAAACGAUCUUUGAUGCCGGUGACUGGUCUUUGCUCUCGACGGACGAGCUGAAAUCUCAAGUGGAAUCACUCAAGGACCUCUGGGACCGUGCCGGAACAUGGGAUGAUCUAUCCAGUCCCUUGGGCUUCUUGCUCUAUUGGAUGCGAAUCGCCGUAGGUCUGGAGAGCACAGAUCUGAACGAAUUGGACGACGAUACUGGCGUUGAGAGUGGCACUCGCUUAAGUCAGGAGAGGGUUAUGGUCUACUUCGAGUAUGUCCUGCGCCUGCUUCAGGCCCGCUUGGCGUCUUCGGCGGAGGAUUCUCAGAACGUGAACUACAAGAUGGACUCAAUUCCGCUGGUAAUUGCUCACCUUGGACAGGUCCUUGACCGCAUUGCUGGCAGUCGCUACGAAGAAAAGCAUCCUGCGAUCUACCGACCACUUUUAAGUCUUAUCAGUGUGUUGAACCAGUCCGAGAGAGGACCCUCUGUUGCUACCUCAUCGCCACCAUCAUACGUCCAGUCAUUCGACACAGUUCAGUGUGGGCUCCGGAAGAUGAUCUCAGAUGUAGGGGUGAUUCAGCUGGAUAUUGUCAAAGUCGUUUGCCAAAGGGCCAACUCGAUUCCGGCUAUGGUCAAUCUUUUGGAGGAGGCUAUCGAACACGAAUUCGAUCUCUGGGAUGGACAACAGGGUUCAUCUUUCAAUGGAUCAGCUUCCGGAGGCCAUUCUGUCACCUCUGGAUCUAUUUUUGGACUGAAGGAUACCGCAGUGCAGCAGAUGGUGUCCCCAAUUCAGAUAAUGGGUCACUCGCGAGCUAUGCAUCGGCACAGUAGUAGCUCUGGUGAUCCGCAGAAUGGAGGUCGACAAUCGUGGAGCAGGAUCAAGGCUCAGAUACAGGCACCGGAAUUAAGCGAGGACGAGUUCUUGGAGCAGGCGUUAAAGCAGGGUGCAAUUUUGACGAUCUACGGACGGUUUCUGCAGCGACUUGAGGACUGUGAGCAGAGUCUUGAUUUUGAUGAGAUACUAGGACUGGGACAGGAGCUGGCGGAGGUGAUUUCGAAGUUGGAUCUGAUGGCGAUUGAGCCGUGGAAGGCGUAUCAGAGCCUGCUGCUGCUGAGAAUGUUCUUCACCCUCGUGGCCAAGGAGUCCGUUCAUAGCAUUGUGCAAAGCCGUUUCUUGAGCUCGCUGAAACAGGUGUGCAGAACUCUGGAAGUUUGGUAUCAGGAUCGAGAUUCCACGAAAGGAAUGCUUAGCUCCAUUGGCAUGGGCACACGGUCCAGUUUCGAUACGAAGUUUAGGUUGGUGGUCCGGAUCAUCUACAUCUAUGUGGUCGUAAGACUCGCAGACAAGAACAUCUCGAUCCAGCCAGGAAACGGCCCAGGCGGUGGUGUGUUGGCAUGGCGUAAGGGAAGAUACAAUACCACUGAUGGAGCCGGGUUGCCAUCCCCUGAUACCAAGAGCACUGGCAGGGAUGCGAGUGUGUCAUUGAUCGAAUCUUUAGCCCAAUUACCGGCCAGAAACAAGGAUUAUGCUGCGAUUUUUGUCAUGCCAGCAGCAACGACGAGUAGUGCGAUCACGGUUCCUGCAAUUGCCGCAUCCAUGUCCAUGAUUCCAGCGCUGGCGUCCUCACCUCUAGACCUUGUCAAGAAGACGAUCAUGUCGCCCUCGCUAUCAUCGACCAGCGCUACCUCGCCUCCACGGCCGUUAUCUUCAUCGCCGUCUUCAUCAUUCAUAGGGUCUUCUUCGCGUCCGCUUCUGAGGGAACGAAAGACGAGCAGCCAGUCGAGCAAACGCUUGUCGUUCCAGAGGCAUCAUUCUCGGUUCUCGUUGGGCGGGAGCAGUUGGGACGAUAGCACAGGAUCUUUAUUGCACUUUGCAGGUAUGUCUGAACCCAAUGGCGCUCCUUCCUCCGGUCAGAGACUCAUGGCGACCCAGAGGAGGUUUGGAACAACAGCAGCAACAGCAACAGCAACGAGUUCUGGUUCUGCUAGUGCACUGACAGAGCAUCGAAUGCGGCUGCAACAUGGUACCAAGAACGGGACGCAAGACCUAGACUGGGCGGUGCAGCAAAUCAAGGACCGGCGGUUCAGGAUCCUGGAGGCCGGGGAGGUCCUGACAGAGCUUAUGGAUAGGUUCUAUGAAGACGACGAUUACUUUUUAUAGACACCUCUUUCCAGUCUAAAUGCUAAAGAAAAUAUACUUUUUUCUAUGUCCACUACGGCG
Molecule: messenger RNA, 8897 nt
Organism: Gamsiella multidivaricata
Lineage: Eukaryota; Fungi; Mortierellomycota; Mortierellomycetes; Mortierellales; Mortierellaceae
Exons: 5
Coding region: 99-8837 (2912 amino acids)
Biological process (GO): autophagosome maturation
Cellular component (GO): cytoplasm
Source: RefSeq, a predicted model, not a curated record